AAGGAUUUACCUGGAGACAAAGCAUCCUGCUCACCAGAGACUGGACCGGAGUUCCUGGCGCUGGGCCACUGAAGAUGCAGUUGUCAUGGGAACGGCUGAUCCUGCUGCCUUUCAUUGGCUGCCUGGGAGGCGAGCUUCUCUUCCACGGCCCCGUGUUCGUCAGUGAGCCCAGCAACAGCAUGGUCCCCGUCGGCUCCGAGGACAAAAGAGUCACUUUAAGUUGUGAAGCGAGAGGCAACCCUGCACCUCGUUACAGAUGGCAGCUGAACGGGAGUGACGUUGACCUGGGCCUGGAGCAUCGUUACGAGCUGCACGGCGGAGACCUCGUGGUCGUCAACCCCGACAGGGACCGGGACGCCGGGAGUUACCAGUGUUUCGCAACAAACUCGGUGGGAACCGUCGUCAGCAGAGAAGCCCGACUCCAGUUUGCCUACCUUGAACAUUUUAAGACCAAGACGAGGAACACGGUGUCCGUGCGGGAAGGCCAGGGUGUCGUCCUGCUCUGCGGGCCCCCGCCCCACUCCGGAGAACUCUCUUAUGCCUGGAUCUUCAACGAGUAUCCAUCGUUUGUGGAAGAAGACAGCCGGAGGUUCAUCUCGCAGGAGACGGGCCACCUGUACAUAGCCAAGGUGGAGCCGUCCGACGUGGGGAACUACACGUGCGUGGUGACCAGCACGGUGACGGCCGCCCGGGUGCUGGGCGCCCCGACGCCCCUGACGCUGCGAGCGGACGGCGUGAUGGGUGAAUAUGAACCGAAAAUAGAAGUUCAGUUUCCGGAAACCCUCCCGGCCGCGAAGGGCUCCACCGUGAGGCUGGAAUGCUUUGCCCUUGGAAACCCUAUACCCCGGAUCACCUGGAAAAGAAGCGAUGGGCGGCCUCUCCCCGGUAAAGUUAAACUGCGGGAGUUCAACGGCGUGCUUGAAAUCCCCAGCUUCCAGCAGGACGACGCCGGCUCCUACGAGUGCGUCGCCGAGAACUCCCGCGGGAGGAACGUGGCCAGAGGGCGGCUCACCUACUACGCAAAGCCUCACUGGGUUCAGCGCAUCCAGGACGUGGAAGCCGCCGUGGAGGAGAGUCUCUACUGGGAAUGCCGGGCGAGCGGGAGGCCCAAGCCCUCCUACCGGUGGCUGAGAAACGGGGAGGCCCUGGCGCUGGAGGAGCGGGUGCAGCUGGAAAACGGCGCCCUGACCAUCGCGAACCUGAGCGUGGGGGACUCGGGCAUGUUCCAGUGCGUGGCAGAGAACAAACACGGCCUCGCCUACUCCAGCGCCGAGCUCAGGGUCCUGGCCUCGGCUCCGGAUUUCUCCGAGGCCCCCAUGAAGAAGCUGGUCCGGGCGCAGGUGGGCAGCGAGGUGGGCCUGGACUGCCGGCCCCGGGCCUCCCCCAGGGCCGCGGCCUCCUGGAAGAGAGGCGAGGCGGCCGUGCGGGACAGCGGAAGAAUUUCUUUUCUAAAAGACGGAGGGCUCAAAAUAGCCAACGUGACUAAAGCCGACGCUGGGACCUACACCUGCUUCGCGGAAAACCAGUUCGGGAGGGCGAACGACUCCACGCACCUGGUGGUCACAGAGCCCACGAGGAUCACGGUGGCGCCCUCCAGCCUGGACGUGGCCGUGGGCGAGAGCGUCAUCCUGCCCUGCCAGGUGCGGCACGACCCCCUGCUGGACAUUGCCUUUGCCUGGUACUUCAACGGGGUGCUCACCGACUUCCAGAGGGACGGGUCCCACCUGGAGAAGGCCGGCGGGAGCUCGUCGGGCGACUUAAUGAUCAGGAACAUUCAGCUGAAGCACAGCGGGAGGUACGUCUGCGUGGUGCAGAGCGGGGUGGACAGCGUCUCGUCGGCCGCUGACCUGGUGGUGAGAGGCUCCCCGGGGCCACCACAGAACGUGAAGGUGAAUGAGAUUACGGACACAACGGCCCAGCUGUCUUGGACAGAAGGUACAGACAACCACAGCCCAGUCACGUCCUACUCCGUCCAGGCGCGGACGCCUUUCUCCGUGGGCUGGCAAACCGCCACGACAGUGCCCGAGGUCAUCGACGGGAGCACGCGCACCGCGACCGUAGUCGAGUUAAACCCGUGGGUGGAGUACGAAUUCCGGGUCGUAGCCAGCAACCGAAUCGGAGGUGGAGAGCCCAGCUUGCCCUCAGAAAAAGUAAGAACUGAAGAGGCAGUUCCAGAGGUGCCUCCUUCCGAGGUCAGCGGAGGAGGCGGGAGCCGGUCCGAGCUGGUCAUAACCUGGGACCCAGUCCCGGAGGAGCUGCAGAACGGCGAGGGCUUCGGCUACGUCGUCGCCUUCCGCCCCCUGGGGGUCACCACCUGGAUCCAGACGGUGGUCACGUCUCCCGACGCCCCGAGAUACGUGUUCAGGAACGAGAGCAUCGUGCCGUUUUCACUGUACGAAGUUAAAGUGGGCGUUUACAACAACAAGGGGGAAGGGCCCUUCAGCCCGGUGACCACCGUGUUCUCUGCAGAGGAAGAGCCUAUGGUCGCUCCCUCUCGGGUCUCGGCCAGCAGCCUGUCUUCCUCCGAAAUCGAGGUUUCCUGGAGCGUGAUCCCGUGGAAGCUGAGCAAUGGACACCUGCUCGGCUACGAGGUGCGGUACUGGAGCAGCGGGGAGGAGGGCUCGCCACGCAGAGUGACCGUGGCGGCGGGGGAGACCUCCGCCCAGCUCCGUGGCCUGAGGAGCCACCUGCUGUACCAUGCCGCCGUCCGGGCCUACAACAGCGCCGGCGCCGGGCCCUUCAGCGCCACCGUGAAUGCCACCACCAAGAAGACACCUCCCAGCCGGCCGCCCGGGAAUGUGGUCUGGAACGCGACGGACACAAAGGUGCUCCUGAGCUGGGAGCGGGUCCGAGCCCUCGAGAACGAGUCGGAGGUGACGGGGUACAAGGUUUUCUACAGGACUAGCGGCCAGGACAAGGCGCAGGUGCUGAGCACGAACCGCACGUCGGCAGAACUGCGGCUGCCCGUGAAGGAGGGAUACAUCGUCCACGUCAGGGCCACCACGGCCGGCGGGGACGGCACCAGCAGCGAGCCCGUCAGGAUCCCGCGGAUAACCAGUUCGGGCGCGAGGGGCUCCACGCCGGCCACCUUGCACGCCCGCCCCGUGACAACCUGCCUACCCGCGGUCCUGCUCCUGGCACACGCCCUGUGGCGAUAGUAACUCCUUUGUACUAUUUACUGGAAAGUUAAUUGGUUACAAAAAAGUGCUUUCAUGAAAUGCGGUGAUUAUGCAUGUUUUUUUCCAACUCUGUAUUUUUAACUUUCUACGUAGGUAAAAUAUGGAUAUAAUUAUUUAAAAAAAAACACACAACACAGUACAUCCUUUUAGGAGAAUCUGAAAUGCCUUAAUACUUGAUAAACCAAAGGACUUUACCUAUUCUGUACUUCAGACGUUUGAUAUCCAGGGUGUCCCAAAAAUGUGUACACACACUUUGAGUAAUUAUGAAUUCCAACGAGUUAAAUCUGAAAAGGAAGAAACAUCAGUUGAGCUCUCGGCUGCUGAAGUGUGUGUACGUUUUGGGGGACACCCUGGAGAUGUUUGUAAGCUAUGGUUUCGAGCCCUGCCUGUGGAUAAAGACUCACAGCCUCCCACGUGGACACACACAUAUUUGUUGUCUUUUAUAUUAAUAUAGAAAAGCUCAUUUAAUCCAAAUGUUAUUGUCCCCAUCGUUCGGGGGUCUUCAUCAGUAUUAUUUUGGGUCAAAAACGCAUUUAAAAACUACCCUGUUUGGAAGAGGGUGAGUGGGAUUUGAAGGCGGCUUGGAAAACGCCGCCCUGGGCCCGAGGGUGCUCUGCGCCCCAUUCUUACCUCUCCCCCCGUCCGUGACUCAGACGAGGGGACGGUCACACCCACCUCACCUGCCUCUGCCCCGAGAGUGACUGGAGGGAACCCUGAGUGUCCUCGCCUAACCCUAACCCUGGACCUGUGCAAAUGUAUUUACACAGGGUGCCGGGACGAGCUGGUGAGUAAUUCCUGUGCGUUCCUGUGCUUUUCAUUUUCGACACGAUUUUCAAAGCUUUCCUUCCAUUCCGGGCAGGCUUUUAUUCCAUUCGAUGAUAUUAUGGAAUCGAAAUGACCACACUCUAUCCGUUCUCAAACAUUUAAAAAUAAUAAUAAUAAAAAUGAAUUGUUUCCUUCCCACCGACGAGCUUUCAGGUUUUAUUAAAACAUAGUGGAGGAAAUAAGGAAGGACCUGAAUCCCAGCCCACGUGCUCAACAAAACUCACACGGUUUUUCAUUUCCAAUUUCUGGUUCCAUUAAGGGACCCGCUCUUCUCUGGGCGUCAGAGAUGGCUUUUUAAUGGAAUCCAGCCGCGUCUCUGAGCGCCUGGCAGGCUUUGUGGCUCCCGAGUUAAACUUGGGAUGGAGCCGGGCGCUGCUGCUGACUUUGAUGUGUGGGGCUCGCCGCUCCGUGCCCGGUGUUCAAAGGCUUGCCAAGGACAGGACUUCAGAGCACUAUAUAAAGAACACGGGAAACCGGCAGAUUGAGUGUUAGACGUUGGGAAAUCAAUUUUUCCCUCUUUUACCAGUUUCACGUUUUGCAGGAACUUGUUCUUUUCCGCAAAAUUAUCAGAAUUUGAAGGCAACAGUUCGUGUACGGAAAAUAGAGCAUUGCUUUACGUUUAGAGAUGACGUUUAAGACGAAGUCGCUUUUCACAGAGAAGAACGAUAUUUAUAACUUUCUCUGCGAGGUCUGUAUAUUCUGUAAAUACCUAGGAAAGUCUAACCGUUCCUCCUUAGUGAGAAGCGCCCUGGAAGGGAGCCGCGCCGUGUUGUUGCUCAGUCAUCCCGCUAGUUCCCGGGCUGUCCAUCUCCAACAGGAUCGCUGAGUCGCGGCGUUUCCCGCCAUAUAUCUCCGUGAGAUUGUAUUUUGUUUCAUAUUGAAAAGUACACAAAGUACCCUUAAAUUUCCGUGUGUGUAUCCUAUGGUUAUCUGUAUGUAUGAUUUUCUAUUAUGCUAAUAAAAUUUAUAGCAAUCCA
This is a messenger RNA of Miniopterus natalensis, 4981 nucleotides long. It is a transcript of the gene CNTN3, whose product is annotated as contactin 3. The record is from RefSeq and is a predicted model, not a curated record. Lineage: Eukaryota; Metazoa; Chordata; Mammalia; Chiroptera; Miniopteridae. Gene Ontology annotation, cellular component: axon; plasma membrane. Gene Ontology annotation, biological process: brain development; cell-cell adhesion; axon guidance. Gene Ontology annotation, molecular function: cell-cell adhesion mediator activity.